AUGAAGAAGGAAAGACACCAAGAAGAAAAGAAUGAGGAAGAAAUAGAAUCCAAAGCCAUUACAGGAACUGGGCUUAUGAAUUUAGACGAAAAUUUACUUUUCGAGGUUUUGAAGCACGUUGACGCGAGUACCUUAGGGAGGGCAGCGUGCGUGAGCAAGCAGUGGCACAGGACAGUGCAGGAUGAGAGGUUAUGGGAGCUGAUCUGUACCAGGCACUUGGCUAAUAUUGGUUGUGGUAAUCAACAACUGAGAUCUGUUGUUCUAGCUCUUGGAGGGUUUCGUCGACUUCACUCUCAGUAUCUCUGGCCUUUAUCAAAGCCGCAGUCAAGUUCUGCAGGCUAUGCUUCUACUUCCUCCCCUCCUUCCUGGAAUCCGUUCCCGCCGAUGAUUGGGAAUAAAGCUCCGGCUAGGUGGGGAAAGGAUGAGCGCUUCAGUCCAAGUUCUGUUCAAGGAACUAGUGCUCCUCAAAGUUUACGACAAAUCAAGGAGCCUGUUCCAUCCCCAAGAGAAACUUUUAAACUUUACCGCUCGCCACCGAAAGUGGAACGGAAGGAACUAGCUACUUUCAUUGAAAACGAACUUUCCCUACAAGAACCAAAGGAGGCGAGUGUAAAUUGGCCAAAUCGAUCCAGCAAUCUAUAUAAUUGCAAUUUGGUGAUUCAUGCUGACGCAAGGCCAGACGAUUGGAAAGCUCGUCCUCUAAAUGUCGCAGGAGCUCAUGGCUCCAUAAACGAGGGGUUUGAGCUCGUCUUUGAUGGAUAUUACAUUGAUGGGAUCAAAUCGGGUCCUAGUCACGGUGGAAUUGGUAAUAAGCAUACUAAUGCGCAAACCCUUGGACCCGUCAUCAACUCUGGCCCAUCAAAUGGUGGUCCGGGAAACUGA
Dovyalis caffra is the source of this 882-nucleotide messenger RNA. The record is from the annotation of a GenBank genome assembly. NCBI's taxonomy places the organism in Eukaryota, Viridiplantae, Streptophyta, Magnoliopsida, Malpighiales, Salicaceae.